AUGAGUUUGGGUUUCAAGGUAUACAAUACUAACGGGAAUAAUGAAGUAAUCAACAAGAGAAGGAAGUUAAGUAUUGGAAGUGAGGGAAGUGAAUCAACUGGAGAGAAACUAAACGAAAGCUUUAAUAGAUUGAAUUUGAGUGGGGGCAAUCCUUCCAGUUCAUUUUAGCCAUAUGUUAAGAUAGCAAUCCCUCAAGUCCCUCAAACUGAGAGAUCUCUACCUAAACCCCCAUAAUUGGUUUUGGGGAUUCAGAAGUAUCUCAAAUUGGGGGAAGAAUUAGAUGUCUCAGAUCUCUUAACCAAGCCUUUUAAUGAUCUACAAUAGAUUCAGAACAAUCUAGCUCAAACCUAAUAGAGAUUACACUUCAUCCCCUUUGGAAUGCCUGCCAAUUAUGAAAAAUUAAUGGCCGAAGCUUAGCAAGUUCUCAAAACUGAAAUAAGAGUUGAAGAAGAAAGACAGAAAAGAUCUAUGGAUGACUUUCUCAUCGAAUAGAAACUAAUGAACCCAGGAUAGAAACUAAGUAGAGAAGAAAGAGCCGCGAAAGUUGCUGCCUAUUUGGAGAAAAAACACAAUAGACAGUGGAAACAAGUCAGAUACCCUGUAAGAAAGAAUCUUGCAGAGUUCCGGUAAAGAGAAUAGGGAAGAUUCACUAAAACCGAUAAACCCCGUUUCAACCAAAGUCUGAUCAUGCUAGAUAAGGAGGAAAGGAAAAUGGAAACAUUGGCUAAUUCAUAUUCUUGA
Paramecium tetraurelia is the source of this 741-nucleotide messenger RNA. RefSeq lists its product as uncharacterized. The transcript is spliced from 2 exons. Gene Ontology annotation, biological process: regulation of flower development. Gene Ontology annotation, molecular function: protein binding. The record is from RefSeq and is a predicted model, not a curated record. Lineage: Eukaryota; Ciliophora; Oligohymenophorea; Peniculida; Parameciidae.